This is a messenger RNA of Epinephelus fuscoguttatus (brown-marbled grouper), 2512 nucleotides long. Its product is annotated as protein FAM216A-like. The transcript is spliced from 8 exons. The record is from RefSeq and is a predicted model, not a curated record. NCBI's taxonomy places the organism in Eukaryota, Metazoa, Chordata, Actinopteri, Perciformes, Serranidae. The coding region runs from base 229 to 975 and encodes 248 amino acids.
CUUCCUCUUUGGGCUCCUCGCAGUAUCGGCGGUCCUCCAGAAAAGCUCAAAUAAGCUGGAGUUUUGUGGAAAAGGACACACCCACUGGCCUUGAAGGUCCUCAGUGAGCCAGACAGCCUCUUUACUUUAAUUAUCUGGACUGACCUCAGUGUGGACGGACAUGUCUUUAACUGGCUGCUGCUGCCUGUUCAGACGACACCUGACUGAGUCUCUGUGCGUCUUCCCAACAUGAAAAAACAAGUGACAUUUGCAGAAAGUCAGAAGAUCCACAGGCUCCAUCAGGAUGAAGCUUUGCAAAGGAGGACUGGGAUGAAUGAAUCAAAGAUGGCAGUAACAGAUGCCGGUGUGAACUUCAACAAUGGCUUGAGAAUGAACAGAGCAGCAGCUGAAAGAUGUGAACCACAACUCCAACAUGGGACAACCAUACAAAUCCCUAAAACCAUGAGUGCAGGCCCAUUUCUGCAGCAUGCAGCACUUACACCAGCUCAGAAGGAUUAUCUGUACACCAUCGCAGCUUCCUACAGCACCGCACACGUGCGUAACCUCAUCACCCAACACUACAUGAACGUGCUGCAGAGGUGUGUGCGAGCAGGCUGCAGCCCUGAAAGAGACGACCUUGUUGCGACUUCUGUUAUCUCACCGGGAACUGAUGUGAGUGAAAACCAUCGCUCAAAACUUCCUUCGACCGUGAAACACAAAGCGAAGAUAAACACCAGUGCAAGGAGUUCUGGGAAAUCCUUUCUUCCAAAAAUCCCAAACAGUCAAGCCAGGCUCUCCAACACAUCAGCAUCAAAACAAAGAAAGAUGAAGAAACGUACAUUAUCAUCUCCCUCACUGAGAAGAAAAAGUCCAAGAAGAGCCAGGACCAAGCUGUUGGAGGAGGAGGAGGAUGAAGGACUGGAUGACUCUCUGAGUGAAUGUUUGAGUUCAUUGUCUGUGGGACAAUGGGAUGACGACACUCUCUCAGAUUUAUGACAUUUCUAUUCAAACUCUGAGCGCUCACAGUAACAUUUUGUGUCAGUAUAACGUGAGAAUAAUGUUCCCACAUUCACAGCUCCAGGCAAAGACCAACAGACAUCUUUGUUUAUCAUGAUUCUGCAUUAAAUUGGGGUUCUUAAACAAGCAGAACACAGUAAACAGAACAGAAACACUGUGAGUAGCAGCUCAGUGUUGUCGUUAAACCUGCACCAGCUAGUUUUGUACUUUGGUGCCUCUGUUGGCAGCAAGAGAAAACCUUCAGAGGACUGUUUAUAGGAAAUCACAUGAUCAGUUCUUGUGCUGGUGAAAGCUGAGCAGUGGGAUCACAUCUCAUGGCCACAUGAUCACAUCUUUUUUUUAAAGUAGAGAUGAUUUUUUUUCUCUGAAAAUAAUUGAAAAUGUGAUUUAGCUGAUUAAAAAUUAAAAAUAGUUUCAAAUUAAAUAAAAUUCAUAUGUUUUUACAUCAAAAUGUCCUAAGACUUACAUAAGUACAUCCUCUCUGUGAAUAUUAAAGAAAUAUUAUCCUUUUAAUUAAUUAAAAUAUUUGUUCUUUGUUUUGUUUUUUUUGUUUAUGUUUUUUGAAAAGUAUCUUUGUCCUUUUAUUUUUUCUGUUAAAAAUAUUCAAAUGCACAAAUGGAAACCUGACACAUUUUUGGAGCUGCUCCCGCACUGUAAUUUGAGCAUCUGUUAAUAAAAACAAACUAAAAAAAGAUGCACAAUAUUGGAUUUUUUGCCAAUAUGCAAUAUACCAGAAUUCUAACAACUUAUUUGUCUGAUAACCGAUACUGAUAUUGAUACAUCCACAUUUUCCCCACCUAAUUUUAGUGAUCAUCAAGUCUCUUCUGUAGUGGAAUUAACUUCAUAUUAUACAUGCAUACUCUUAUCGUGACGGCCCACCAGCAGAUGGAGACAUGAAAUAUAAUACUUUUCAAUGUUUGUAAUAUUUAUUCAUUGUGCAAAUUAAGAUAAAGCAUGUUGACGAUACUGAUGAUGUGCUGAUUUUAUUGUGCAUUCCUAGUAAAAAAAUGUAUGAUUGGUCAGUUUUAUCUCCCUGCAUGAGGCUCUACAUGUUCUUUCAGAGACUUCUCUUCAAUGUCAGGAGUUUAUGAUUUUAUUUUAUGAUUAUUAUAUAUUCUUAUCAGCAUGUUUGGCCUGAAAACAGUCCAAUCCAAGAACACCAACUCCUAAAAAAAAGCUGAAUCUGCCUUUAAAGGUGUAAUUUGUGUGAAUUUUGUUGUUAACAAGCUAGAAAUAACACUGAAGCCAUUUCCUGUGUGUCCUCCAUGGUAACUAAGGUUUACUGUACAAUACUGAUACUUUUCUGGAUAUCAAAUUCAACCAUGUGGCAAAAAGUAUGUUUACAAACCUGCUCAGUUUUUGUUGUGGGGCUUUUUUUUUGUGGUUUUGGACGAGCCUGCUUCGUUCCACUAAAAGAGGAAUGCUACAGCGUACAAUAUUUUAGACAGUGUUCUUUCGGUUUUGUGUGAAUAGUUUCUUUUCAGUACUUUCCUAUUUCAACACGAUGCCCCGUGCA